Messenger RNA from Rangifer tarandus platyrhynchus (Svalbard reindeer), 1092 nucleotides. The record is from the annotation of a GenBank genome assembly. Lineage: Eukaryota; Metazoa; Chordata; Mammalia; Artiodactyla; Cervidae.
AUGGCCCAGACGCCAGCUUUCGACAAGCCCAAAGUAGAACUGCAUGUCCACCUGGAUGGCGCCAUCAAGCCCGAAACCAUCUUAUAUUAUGGCAGGAAGAGGGGCAUCCCCCUCCCCGCCGACACACCAGAGGGGCUACAGAACAUCAUCGGCAUGGACAAGCCACUCAGCCUCCCAGGCUUCCUGGCCAAGUUUGACUACUACAUGCCUGCCAUCGCGGGCUGCCGGGAGGCCAUCAAAAGGAUUGCCUAUGAGUUUGUGGAGAUGAAGGCCAAGGAGCGCGUGGUGUACGUGGAAGUGCGCUACAGCCCGCACCUGCUGGCCAACUCCAAGGUGGAGCCAAUGCCCUGGAACCAGGCUGAAGGGGACCUCACCCCGGAUGAGGUGGUAUCGCUGGUGAGCCAGGGUCUGCAGGAGGGGGAGCGGGACUUCGGCGUGAAGGUGCGGUCCAUCCUGUGCUGCAUGCGCCACCAGCCCAGCUGGUCCUCCGAGGUGGUGGAGCUCUGUAAGAAGUACCGAGAGCAGACUGUGGUGGCCAUUGACCUGGCUGGAGAUGAGACCAUUGAAGGCAGCAGCCUCUUCCCUGGACAUGUGCAGGCCUACGCGGAGGCCGUGAAGAGCGGCGUCCACCGCACGGUCCACGCCGGGGAGGUGGGCUCCGCCGAGGUGGUGAAAGAGGCUGUGGACACGCUCAAGACCGAGAGGCUGGGGCACGGCUACCACACCCUGGAGGAUGCAGCCCUUUACAACACGCUGCGGCAGGAAAACAUGCACUUCGAGGUCUGCCCCUGGUCCAGCUACCUCACCGGCGCCUGGAAGCCUGACACGGAGCACCCGGUUGUUCGGUUCAAAAAUGACCAGGCUAACUACUCGCUCAACACGGAUGACCCGCUCAUCUUCAAGUCCACACUGGACACUGAUUACCAGAUGACCAAGCGCGACAUGGGCUUCACCGAAGAGGAGUUUAAGAGACUGAACAUCAAUGCGGCAAAGUCCAGUUUCCUCCCUGAAGAUGAGAAGACGGAGCUCCUUGAUCUGCUCUAUAAGGCCUACGGGAUGCCCUCUCCGGCCUCCGCAGAGCAGCGUCCGUGA